Molecule: messenger RNA, 1437 nt
Organism: Acaromyces ingoldii
Lineage: Eukaryota; Fungi; Basidiomycota; Exobasidiomycetes; Exobasidiales; Cryptobasidiaceae
Product: glycoside hydrolase
Exons: 5
Coding region: 1-1437 (478 amino acids)
Biological process (GO): carbohydrate metabolic process
Molecular function (GO): hydrolase activity, hydrolyzing O-glycosyl compounds
Source: RefSeq, a predicted model, not a curated record
AUGAUGGUGCUCCCUCUUCUGCUCCUGUUCUGGCUCGUGACGUUGGUGAAGGCACAGCAUAUGGGCGGGCAAAAGGAGGACAAAAAAGUCGAUUUGCAAUGGACGAAGUGCAGGAGAGGUGCUGGCGGCAAACCGAUCUGUAAGACGAUGUCGUCGCCCCUCGUCAUUGACUUCAACUGGCGCUGGCUUCACAAAAAAUCUGGAACAUUCCAAAACUGUUACCUUGGUAACAAAUGGAUUCAAGACGUCUGUGGCGUGAACGAUAACACCAAUAGGUGCACCGAUGCGUGCGUGGGCGAGGGCGGCGUGUACGACACCGAAUACGGUGUCCGAACGGAUGGCGAUGAGCUCACGAUCCGCUUAGUCACCCAAAAUGGUGGAAAUACCAACGUCGGCGCGAGGCUGAUGAUGCUGGAUGGGACAGGAUCGAGGUACCUACAGCAUAUGUUGCUCGAUCAAGAGGUCACAUUCGACAUCGACGUCAGCACAUCGACGUCAGCACACAUGGACGCCGAUGGAGGCGCCAAAGCGUACAAGUCGGCGGGCGCGAGUGCGGGUUUGGGCUACGCAGACGGCCAAUGCGCCCGGGAUCUCAAGUUCAUCAACGGAAAGGCGAACAACUACCAGUGGGUGCCAUCGACAACAGACCGCAAUGCUGGUGUGGGCCAUUAUGGCUCUUGUGGCAGCGAAGUCGAUGUGUGGGAGGGCAACUCGGCGGCAAAUGCCUUUACGCUUCAUCCAUGCAGGUCUCCUAAGCAGGAAAGAUGCGAAGGGGAAGAAUGCGGCGGCACCUACUCCAAGAAGCGGUUCGGAAAGUACUGCGACGCCAACGGGUGCGACCUCAAUACGUACAGGCUCGGCAAUCAAAGGUUCUUCGGAUAUGGCAAGGGGUUCGAGGUCGACACUAAAAAAGAGAAGUUGGAGAAGCGCGCCGUCUACAGCCACAAUCCUCCAGUUCAAGGCGGGACGCUGACCGAGGUGCGCCGCAUCUACAGGCAGAACGGCAAAGUUAUUCGCAACCCCACUUCGAAAAUUCCUCGCAUAGUAGGCAACUCGCUGACGCAAGAGUACUGCGAUCAGACAAAGAAGGUCUUUGAAGAGUCAAACUAUUUCAAUACCUUUAAAGGAUUUGAGGGCAUGACAGAAGCGAUGAAGAAUGGCAUGACGCUCGUCUUCAGCUUUUGGGAUGAUCACUAUGCCCAAGGACGUUGGCUCGACAGCAUAUAUUCGCCGCACGAGCAGGGACAACGCGUCUUCCGUCGCCCGAACGCUCCAGGCGCAGUGAGGGGGCCCUGUCGUGCAUCCUCGGGUGUGCCAGCCGAACUCGAAAAGAAAUAUCCGGAUGCUACGUUCAAGAUCUCCAACAUCCGCAUCGGCGACAUUGGCUCGACGACGGACGGAGCUCGAAGACGCAAGACACUUGCCCACCGGACAUAA